Messenger RNA from Eufriesea mexicana, 5677 nucleotides. RefSeq names its product PTPRF interacting protein alpha (gene Liprin-alpha). Gene Ontology annotation, molecular function: protein binding. The record is from RefSeq and is a predicted model, not a curated record. The transcript is spliced from 23 exons. Gene Ontology annotation, cellular component: presynaptic active zone. The coding region runs from base 1186 to 4968 and encodes 1260 amino acids. Lineage: Eukaryota; Metazoa; Arthropoda; Insecta; Hymenoptera; Apidae. Gene Ontology annotation, biological process: synapse organization.
CGGAAAUGGAGUAGCGUAGAGGCUGGGCGGUAGGAACGAAUUGUAGGUGUGUCAGUAUUCGGCUUCUCCGCGAUAAUGCCAUCGAAAUGCCGAUUGUUGUACGCUGACUCGCGCCUCGCGCACUACUCGUACGUUCGAUCGAAAUCGUUCCGUCAGCCGAGUCUCGGAUGGUGAUGAUAAAUCGUGAAAUAGUCAACGAAGGAAAUUAAGCGGUGUCCCAAACUCUCCUCAAUAUAUUUCUCUUCCCUGCAAUAAAGUUUCUUCUGUUCAUAAUACAGUAGUGAUAUAUACGUUCAGUAGAUAAGGUGAAACUGUGUUUGAAUGACAUUAAAGUGGGAAGUAAACGGUGGUUUGUCCAGUGAUCAUUUUUGUACUAUUCACGGAUAUUCCACGGUUGUCAGACUCGUCUGCCCGGCUCCAGGAGAGAGUUGACUGUGCACCGUAGGUGUCAGUUCCAUGUCGAGGUUCAAUAGAAAAUCAGUUCACGUCUUUGGAAAGAAGUGAGAUGGAAAUAGAGGGGUACGCGUGUAUGCUCAACGUAUGAGGAAUCCAAGUGUGCGCAACGCACAGUGUGUCCAAAGAUCCUUUUUGCAAUCUGUCAAAACUGAUUCCACAAACUAAUAAUUAUAUGCAUUCGUAUUUAUGGUGAAAUCAAUCGUGAGUUCGAUAUUACAUCUUCCUCCUAUUGUGAACGAUCGAUUUUUUUUAAGAGAAAUAUUCUCGCUGCUUACGACUUUAUCUACACUGCGUGUGUGUAGCUCCACGACGACACAUCGAUUGAUUCCCUUCUGUAAACAAUAUUCAGUCGCUAAGAAUGUAUCGUCCGACGGUGAAAACGAGACAUGAGUUUCAAUGACGGUGAGAAGUCUCGUGGUCGAGCAAGUGAAGUUGAACUUGAAACUAUUCAGAGAUUAUUCGCGUGAUGAUUUUGCCGUUAAACAGUACACCAUUUGAAGAGAAAUAUUGCCGCGAUUCUUUCGCGUGGAUGUUGAUAGAUUCGGCGGUACCCUGUGGAAAAAGGAAAGGAAAAAAUAAAAGUCUAGUUUCAAAACGAAUAAAUCAGAGACAAACAGAGAUAAAGGAAACAUACUCGAGUGAGAAAAUCAACUAGGAAAAUGACUAUUUGAAAAGUUUACAACGGACUAAAGUGAAGUUCCAGUGUGAAAGAGUAGUAGAAUACGCAAAAUGUGGAAUAUGAUGUGUGAUGUGAUGCCGACUAUCGCGGAGGACAACAACAUCAGCCAGCGGAGUUCACAAUACUCUGGCAAAGAUGUGAACUUCGAGCAGCUGAUGGUCUCGAUAUUCGAUGAGAGGGACAAGUUGGCGGAGUCGUUGCGCGAAAGUCAGGAACGACUGCAGGAAACGGAAGAACGUCUCCAGGAGGUCGAAAAGGAACGGGACUUGCUCAAUCGUCAACUGGACGCCAAUAUCCCCCAGGAUUUCAUUCAGUUGACGAAGGAGCUCACAGCGGCCCGCGAAAGUAUCCUAGAAAGAGAAGAAGAGAUAUUGGAGCUAAAAGCAGAGAGGAAUAAUACUCGUCUUCUGCUCGAACAUCUGGAAUGCCUGGUCUCACGACAUGAACGAUCGCUUAGGAUGACUGUAGUGAAAAGGCAAAGUGCCACACAAUCUGGAGUAUCGUCCGAAGUUGAAGUGCUCAAAGCUCUGAAAAGUCUAUUCGAGCACCACAAGGCUUUAGACGAGAAAGUACGCGAACGGUUACGAGUUGCAUUAGAAAGAAACACGAGUUUGGAAGAAGAGCUUACUAUUACCAAAGAAGAGCUCCAGCAAUAUAAAUUAAGUGGGCACACACCUAAGGCUAUAGAAGAUAGGCCCAAGGAGAAUGGUCAAGCAGAAGAUGAUCAACAACAGAGCAAGAAUGAGACUGAGCAGGCAGCAGGCCAACAGGAACAGCAACAACAACCACAACUACAGCAACAACAGCAGCAGUCGAUACAAAAGCUAGGUACGGAGAAGUCAACAGAGAUCGAAAGUAGACUGAGCAAUGGCAGUCUUGAUCCUGCGGACCAGGAUUCUGCAGCGCGCGUAAUAGAUUUGCAAGCCACUGUCGACAAGCAGAGCUCAGAGUUGAGCACAUGGCAGCGUCGAGUAGCCGAAUUAAGUGGACGAGUAGCAGAGUUAGAAGAAACAUUGUCCAAAACUCAGAAAGACCUUUUGAAAACACAAGAAACGAAUGUCAAACUGCAGAGAGAUUUACGUGAGAAUGUUGCCCAAAAAGAGGACCAAGAAGAAAGGAUAGCAACUCUUGAGAAAAGAUAUCUUAACGUUCAACGGGAGUCCACUAGUUUACAUGAUCUCAAUGAAAAACUGGAACAGGAGCUGCAACAUAAGAAGGCUCAAUUAAAACUCCAAGAAGAAACAACAGCAGCGAUACAGGAAAAACUAGAACUCGCAGAACAAAAAUUAGCCCAAUAUGCUAAGUUACCAGAAAUGGAAGAACAAUUAAAGCAGAGGACAGAGGCUCUGACGCAGGUGAGGAGGCCCAACCAGCAGGCUCAAGAAAGACACGGCAGCGCAAAUGAUAGAAUACAAAGGUUGGAAACGCAACUUGAAGAAAAGAAUGCAGAAGUGAUGCGUGUCAAUCAACGACUUAAAAUGAAUGAGGAACACAAUACACGACUUAGUACAACUGUCGAUAAACUUUUAUCAGAAUCCAAUGAUAGAUUACAAGUACAUUUAGAAGAAAGGAUGCACGCAUUAGAAGAGAAAAAUGCACUUACACAAGAACUGGAAAAGACUAGGAAAAUUGCAGAAGACCUUCAAAAUGAGAAGGCCGAAAUAGUUAAAGAAUUAGGAAAAGCUCGUCUAGAAAUAGAUAAUGUAAAAAGACAGAUGCUUCAGCAAGAAAUUGCUUUCAAUAUUCAGCAAACAGAUGCUCUGACUAGAAGUUUGUCUCCAAAUGCAGUGGAUCCAGGUUCCUUUUCUAGGAGUGCGAGUCAUAGUAGUUUUGAUAUCCAUUCUCUUCCAAGGAGAACGAGUAAACGACCUGCAAUUGAAGAAGAUCCAUCAAAGAAUUAUGUAGCGCGUACUUUAGCAGAACAGGAGUGGGAAAAGUUACAACAGGCGCACGUUCUUGCAAAUGUGCAACAAGCAUUUGAUGUUUCCAGUGAUGCAGAAGGUGAUGGAGAUAAUGAAAGUCUAUUCAGCUGUGCAGCUGAUGUAAUUAGUCCUACAGGCCACACGGAUGCUCAAGCAUUAGCACUAAUGUUACAAGAACAAUUAGAUGCAAUUAAUAAUGAAAUUAGAUUAAUCCAGGAAGAAAAACAAAGUACCGAAGCGCGUGCUGAAGAAUUGGAAUCCCGAGUUGGUAGUCUUGAACAUAUGAAUUUAUUAACGAGAGGGCGAAGUCUGGAACGAGCAUCUCCACCAUUAAGUGGACGAUCCACUCCAAAAUCGCAUCAUAGUCCAAACAGAGAUUAUUUGCAUAAGUACCAUACUGCACCAGCAUCAAUGUCUCCAGCACAUUUACACCAGUAUGCUGCUUCUUUAGCUAGUCCAGGUCAACUUUCAGAAUCCCUUCCUGCGAGCCAGUUACAGUUAUCAGGCGAAGAAUUGCAUUCAGUGAGUGAAAGAGACAGUACUGGCGGUGCAGGAAGUGGUGGUAGCGAUGCAGCUUCACCGUUGACUGCUCGAUCCAUCAAACUAGAACGAGUAGCACAGGCACUUGCUCAUAGUCAAGAGGAACUGAGAAGGCAUGGGCAACAUAACAACGGCGCACUCAAUUCUGGGACUCCCCCUUCCCCAUUGUCCUCACGUCAUAGCAGCCAGGACAGUUUGCAUAAGAACAACUUGUCUGGUGUUGGAUUACCAAUUGGACAACUGUCUAGUUCACAUUUGCACAUGCAAUCUACCAUGAGUCCAGCAACAGCAGCAGCAGUGGCUGCAGCUCAAAAGAAGAAAGGCAUUAAGAGCAGUCUUGGUAGAUUUUUCAGCAAAAAAGAAAAGAUCAAAGGGAAAGAUACAUCAAUGCCUGGAGAUAUACCAGGUAUGGGAGGAGCAAGCACACCUGCAGAUCCUGAUUAUGGAGAUAGUGUUGCUGUAGCUGGAACUAUGGGCAGUAAAAGCGAUGUUGACCGUAGAAAAAAGAAAAGUCCUAGUAUGUUUGGAAGUAUGUUAGAUUCCUCACGGCAAGAACUUUUGGUGGAGGCUAUGAAAGCUGGAACACCAUUUGCUCUCUGGAAUGGGCCAACUGUAGUAGCUUGGCUUGAACUUUGGGUAGGCAUGCCAACUUGGUAUGUUGCAGCUUGUCGAGCAAAUGUCAAAAGUGGUGCCAUAAUGAGUGCUCUUAGUGAUACUGAGAUUCAACGUGAAAUUGGUAUAAGUAAUCCUCUACAUCGAUUAAAACUACGGUUAGCUAUCCAAGAAAUGGUGUCACUCACAAGUCCAUCAGCACCAAAAACCUCUCGCACAACCUUAGCAUUUGGAGAUAUGAAUCACGAAUGGAUUGGUAAUGUUUGGUUUCCAAGUCUUGGUUUACCUCAAUAUCGAUCCACUUUUAUGGAGUGUCUUGUUGAUGCUAGAAUGUUGGAUCACCUUACUAAAAAGGAUCUUCGAGGUCAACUUAAAUUAGUUGACAGUUUUCACAAAACAAGUUUUCAAUAUGGGAUUUUGUGUUUAAAACGACUAAAUUAUGAUAGACAACAAUUAGAGGAAAGGAGACGAUUGGCGGAAAGUGCCAACGUCGAUGUGCUUGUAUGGAGUAACGAUCGUGUUAUAAAAUGGGUGCAAUCUAUCGGCCUGAAAGAAUACGGGAACAAUCUCUUAGAAUCUGGGGUACAUGGAGCUCUUAUAGCACUCGAUGAAAGUUUCGAUGCGAAUAGUCUUGCUCUAGCUUUGCAAAUUCCAACCCAAAACACACAAGCUCGUCAAUUGUUAGAAGUGGAGUUUGCUAAUUUAUUAGCUGUAGGAACAGAGAGGCGAAUCGAUGAAUCGAAUAGUAUGAAAUCCUGAUCCAACUCGUCUAGCAGGCUGCCUCAUCUUCAACCACAUCACGUCUAGUCCAAAACCCCAGCUAUUACUACUCUCUGUAUGCAAGUGUGUUGUAAAAGUUGUAAGAGCUUUAAGUAUCAUUCUAAGGGUAUCUUCAUAUUGUUAAGAGUUGUAACAUGCGGUGGUAUGAAAAAACGAUUGAACAUAAACUGUUAAAAGAAAAGGGUGAUUUAUCGUAUGUUCAAGAAAAAAAUUUUAAACAUUUUAUCAAUUCUUAUGUCGCGUAUAUUUCAUAAACCGCUUGUUACGUAUUUCGAGUAAAGAAUAAUAAUCCUGAAUCAAUGACUCUCAUAUAGAUACUGAAAUGUAGUGAGCGGUCAAGGAAUCGUUAAAUAUAUUUUUCCUCGAAAGCCAAAGAAUCAGUUAUAGGUAAUUAUGACAAUAAUUCUGUCUAAUUUUAUCUUGAUUUCUUAAGGAUAGCAAGAUUUGUAGUUUUCGAAAUAAUAAAUAUCAUGAUAGUUCGUAAACAUUUUCAGGACGUAAUCGCAUAUUUCUUAUACUAUAUUAUGUACUUAUACUAUGUAACAAAUAGUUAAAACAACUAUCUAUUUUGAUAAUACCACUUACCGCACAAAAUAAAAGUCCCCAAAAUUAUAUUAGUGCCAUUGCUCUCGAGGAAACUAUUUAUGUACAAGGAAAAGACUGCAUUCUAUAUUUCUGCAUCUAUAAG